UCUUUCCCUUUACAACGGAAUUGAGUCCUAAGUGCUGCGCCGGCGCUCAGCCCCCCGCCGCACACGCCCGAGCCGCAGAAACGCCGCCUAUGCCCAGGUGCCGUCAUUCUCCUCCCACCGCUCAGCGACGCGAUACUAGGUGACCCGCUUCGAGCGCGGCAGAAGGCUGCAGUGUCCCUUCCGCUGCUCCUCCUCCUUCUCCUUUCCCUUCCUCAGCCCCGUUAUAUACAUCUGAAUCCCCGCCGGCCCCUGAUCUCCCGACCGAAGCCUGGGAACCAUGCCCUGUCCGGUGAUGCUUCUGGUCGUCUUCUCCACCGUCUCGGUGCUGCAUUCCGCCCGGGCGCAGAACGAGCCCCGGAUCAACGCCUCGGAUCACAUGGUGCUCUCCGUGGACCCCCACGGCACUCCUCCCAUCACGCUGCAGUGCAACCUGACCAGCGCCUCCAGCAACCACAAGGAGAGCUACUGGAUGAAGAACGGCGAGGAGAUUGCAGGCACCCGCUUCAAGCUGAAGCUGACUGAAUACAAGCUGAACAGACCAAGAACAGAGGAUGCUGGGGAGUACAUGUGCGUCUACACCUUCGAAAUGGCACCUGACGCCAACGCCACGAUCGAGGUGAAAGCCGCUCCUGACAUAACCGGUCACAAGAGGAGCGACAAUAAGAAUGAGGGACAGAAUGCACUGCUGUACUGCAAGUCUGUGGGUUACCCCCAUCCUGUGUGGACCUGGCGCAAGCUGGAGGGGGGAAUCUUAAUGGAUAUUGAGAAUUCCAGUGGUCGCUUUUUGAUCAGCAACAAGGACAACUAUUCAGAGCUGCAGAUCAUGCACCUAGACAUUGCCACAGACCCGGGCGAGUACCGGUGUAACGCCACGAACAUCAUCGGCACGGCUUCCAUGACCUGUAUCCUGCGGGUGCGCAGUCACCUGGCACCCCUUUGGCCCUUCCUGGGAGUUCUGGCAGAGAUCAUUAUCCUGGUGAUCAUCAUCGUGAUUUACGAGAAGCGCAAGCGGCCGGACGAGGUGCCUGACGAUGACGAGCCAGCCGGACCAAUGAAAACCAACUCCACAAACAACCAUAAGGACAAAAACCUACGUCAGAGGACCACCAACUGAGCAGACUGGCGCCCCCCCGAAUGACCAAAAGCAUCUCCUGACCACAGGAAGGUAACUGAGGAAGCAUCGGCAGGUUGUUCUUAGCAAAGCAUAUACGGGCUCAUUACCAGGGCAACUAUAUAGCAUCAAGACAUUGACAGAGGACAACAAAAUGGGUCAUAGGCAUGCCUUGCUCAGUCUUCUGGGGCAGCGGGAAUGGAGAUGACUGAGUCCUUUAUGAAGGUGUACACUUUUGUGCUGUGUGCUGUUGAUUGGUGUUGCUUUUUUUAAUUUAUUCUCCUUUCCCCUCAGGCAGAGAGUAUUUUUCAUUUUACAUAACUGUCUAAUGCAUGCAAAAGCCUCACCUUACUGUACAACUUUUUUUUUUCCCUCGGAUGGCUUUGCGUCCAACCGAAUUGUUUGUAUCUUUUAAACUCUUUAAAACUUACUUUCGAAGGAAAACCGGCAAAAAAAAUACAUAUACCUACAUAUAUAUUGUUCCACUGCAUAAAAUUCGAUAGAGGUGUCAAAUCAUAAAAGAUAAUUUAAGGUUAAGUUCCAACAUAAGGAUCUCACCAUGUCCAGUAUUUAACCAAGAGAAAAUAAUGAAGAUAUUUAUUACUGUAAUAUUUAUCCAACUUAAGAAGAAAAAAAUUCUAUGUUUUACUAUUUUCUAUAGUUAGAUGUCCUGUAUAUGUUGCAAUGGAGUGUUAAAAAUUACAGAUUAUAGCAAACGUGUAUAAACUUCAUUUUGUAAUGCACAUUCCUUACUUCAUUCAUUUAAUUUAAUGGAAAUAUUUACCGUACAGCAUGGCUACUAUCCUAUGCAAUAUUAUUCCUAUAGAGAUACAGAACCUUGAGGUGAGCGUUGUUAGGAUUUUCUCAUGACGAUGGAGCUUUAAUGUUGUGGGAUAAACUUUUUACUGAGCUGGUGUAACAGACUGCCCUGCUGUAGCUGCAUGAUCCCUUUGAAGUACAGUACCCAUGUUUGUUGCAGUGCUGCCAGGCCUUUGGGACGGAGGAAGACAGACAGGGGGGCGGGUAACUUAUCAUUUAUGAAACAUGUGAAGCGGAACAUUUUUAAGAAAUAAAAGCCUCUGAACAUA
Molecule: messenger RNA, 2199 nt
Organism: Brienomyrus brachyistius
Lineage: Eukaryota; Metazoa; Chordata; Actinopteri; Osteoglossiformes; Mormyridae
Gene: nptna
Product: neuroplastin a
Exons: 8
Coding region: 278-1114 (278 amino acids)
Source: RefSeq, a predicted model, not a curated record